Molecule: messenger RNA, 1203 nt
Organism: Fusarium graminearum PH-1
Lineage: Eukaryota; Fungi; Ascomycota; Sordariomycetes; Hypocreales; Nectriaceae
Exons: 6
Coding region: 1-1203 (400 amino acids)
Molecular function (GO): protein binding
Source: RefSeq, a predicted model, not a curated record
AUGAGCGGUACCGGAUAUUGCUCCAAAGACAGCUUGACUGAAACCGGUCCCUAUGGAGAUCUCGAGAUAGCAUGCUAUCACUCCAGAAGGGUGCCAGACCCGGCUGACAUCCGACUAUGGGAUAUUUUUGAGAAACCUGAUCUCAGCCCUUCAUGCCAGGUUUCCCUCGCUGUCAAAACUGCUUCUCAUCCUAGUCCUAGUCAGGAUGAAGUCUAUCUUCCUGCAGAAUCCGAGACCGCACUGGCAUUUUCUAUUACUUCCAAGUCGCUGUACAAGGUAAAGAUAUUCGUAGGAGGGCAGAACAUCUGUUCCUACCCGCGGGGAGGACACGAGGACGCGGACGAGAUUCAGGACUACUUCGUUAUACCCCUUGCCUUAAAGAUACACGGCGUUUUUGUCAAGAAGGGAUUAGUUAGGCAGCUAGUCGCUAUGGAGUCCGAAAGGCCAGGAUACUCGAUUGAGCACCAGAUGACAGGUCAAGAUCAGAAUUUGAACAUUCGAAUGGAAUUCUUUUCUGAAAGACGUCGUCUUGAAGGCCAUUUUUACUUCACUAUCGUCAUCAAAGCGUUGGCAUUUACAGUAGUCAUGAACGAAAAUGACUCUACAGUCCAGGAUAUUAAGGAUCGCAUUCAUGACACAAGGGGGACACGACCGGACCAGCAGCUGCUCAUCUACGAAGGAAAAGAGCUAGAGGAUGCGAGAAAAUGGACUGACUAUUCACUACAAAGAGCCAGCAUCAUAUUCCUAGCAUAUGAUAUGAUAGUUAAUUGUGGCCCUGUUAUUGACCGGCCUUUGACUGGAACGGCCUUGGACACUGUCGAGCCCACGAUUACAAUGGCUCCCGGGGGCUUCAUUUCCGACAGCAUCAACAAAGACCCAACCCUUGGAGAAUGGUGCGAUGAACCAGCUCUCACAGUCAGCCUGCAAGUGUUGAACUAUGAAAUGUUCACAAACAUUACGGGCUUGUCUCCCAAGGCUCCAUCACCCGACGAAGUAGCUGAAAUAACGCUGAAUAAGUGUGAAGACAAAGAGUUGAAGACUAUGACCGAUUGGGAGAUCUAUCUUCAAGGCAUAGGACAGAUAUACGCUCAAACUGGGAUUGGUAUCACUGGGCCGUACGAUGUAAAUAGAGAAAGAGAGGAUCGUGCUCCAGUGAAACGUCCGUUAACAUGGCGGCGGAUUCUAUCAUGCGGUUUUUGCUAG